Molecule: messenger RNA, 788 nt
Organism: Lotus japonicus
Lineage: Eukaryota; Viridiplantae; Streptophyta; Magnoliopsida; Fabales; Fabaceae
Product: VQ motif-containing protein 25-like
Exons: 1
Coding region: 156-590 (144 amino acids)
Cellular component (GO): nucleus
Source: RefSeq, a predicted model, not a curated record
GUCCAAUCCUAGUUUCCAAAAGACAGGUUUAUCUAAACUUCAGAAUUUACAACUUGUUUUCUUGCAGGAAACUGUCUCAUUCUUUUUUUCUCUUUAAGCAUUAGUCUCAAUCCACUCUUUUUCCAACAUUCAGAAUCAACAACUUUCUAUCAGAGAUGACAAAGCUGCACACAUGUUAUCCAAAAUCAGCAUCUUCAAAGCUAGGAAUUGACAGAGAUUCACACGUUAUCUCGAAACUGAAGCCGAAGAUCCGGAUAAUUCACAUAUAUGCUCCAGAAAUCAUAAAAACUGAUGCUGCAAAUUUCAGGGAGCUAGUUCAAAGACUCACAGGAAAGCCAGAAGAUGAAAGCAAAUCCAAGACUGCACCAACCAAAUCCAAGAAGGCCAUGAUGAUCAUGCAGGAAGAUGAAAAGGAGUUUCUGAGUCUGCAAAAUGGGACAGAAGUGAAGAAUGAACAUCAAAUUCAAGAGGAAGAUGCUAUGUGGAGAAGACCAAAGUCAAAUGAGAAGUUCAGUGAUCUCUUUGAGGGGUUCUCAGAAUUUGAUGGUUUUAUGGAAGUGCUAAGCAAUAAGUACUAUGCCAGUGGUUAAUUGAAAUCAAGUCCUGCUUUUGAUGUGUUGCUAAUUGUUUCUCAAAUUGAUGUUUGCAUAUUCAUCACAAAAAUCAGCUUGUAGAUUGUCAACUACUUGCUCCUGAAUCUCUAAUAGUGUGCAUGUGUAUUGAUUUUAAUUGGCCCUUUUGAUGUUGGACAAUUUAGUGAGCAUUUAUGAACAUUACUUGCCUUAAUA